Erinaceus europaeus (western European hedgehog) is the source of this 2071-nucleotide messenger RNA. It is a transcript of the gene REEP2, whose product is annotated as receptor accessory protein 2. NCBI's taxonomy places the organism in Eukaryota, Metazoa, Chordata, Mammalia, Eulipotyphla, Erinaceidae. Gene Ontology annotation, cellular component: endoplasmic reticulum tubular network; cytoplasmic microtubule; endoplasmic reticulum membrane. The transcript has 8 exons. Gene Ontology annotation, molecular function: taste receptor binding; microtubule binding. Gene Ontology annotation, biological process: endoplasmic reticulum tubular network organization. The record is from RefSeq and is a predicted model, not a curated record. The coding region runs from base 137 to 901 and encodes 254 amino acids.
CGGCGGCGGCUCUACUCCGCUGCCCCGCGGCGGCUGUUGCUGCUCCUGCGGCUUCUGCUGCUGCGGCCGCUCGGCCUCAGGCAGCUGCCUCUGUGGUCGGGCCGGGUCCCCGCCCCGCGCCCCGCCCGGCCCAGCCAUGGUGUCCUGGAUCAUCUCUCGCUUGGUGGUGCUCGUCUUUGGCACUCUGUACCCAGCCUAUUCUUCAUACAAGGCCGUGAAGACAAAAAACGUGAAGGAAUAUGUGAAAUGGAUGAUGUACUGGAUCGUCUUUGCUUUCUUUACCACGGCUGAGACCCUCACAGAUAUCGUGCUCUCUUGGUUCCCCUUCUACUUUGAGCUGAAGAUCGCCUUUGUGAUAUGGCUGCUGUCCCCGUAUACCAAGGGCUCCAGUGUGCUCUACCGCAAGUUCGUGCACCCGACACUGUCCAACAAGGAGAAGGAGAUCGACGAGUACAUCACGCAGGCCAGAGACAAGAGCUACGAGACAAUGAUGAGGGUGGGCAAGAGGGGUCUGAACCUGGCCGCCAACGCGGCAGUCACGGCUGCAGCAAAGGGCCAGGGCGUAUUGUCAGAGAAACUCCGGAGCUUCAGCAUGCAGGACCUGACCCUGAUCCGUGACGAAGACUCCAUGAACCUGCAGGGACCCGAUGGCCGCCUCCGACCGCCCCCCAGUAGCCUCCUGGACACCAUUGAGGACCUCGGAGAUGACCCGGCCGUGAGUUUAAGGACUAGCACCAGCCAGGCAGAGUCCCGGACAGAGACAUCUGAGGAUGACAUGGGAGACAAGGCCCCUAAGAAAGUCAAACCCAUCAAAAAAAUGCCCAAAGCUGAGCCACUGGCGUCCAAGACACUGAAAACCCGGCCUAAGAAGAAGACCUCUGGCGGGGGCGACUCAGCUUGAGGUCCCAUGUGUCCGUCCCCCCCAAUCCCCAAUCUGCAGAGUGAGCAGGAUGCCUCAGCCCCAGCCCUUGCUCCACACUGUGUUGGUUGGUAGCCCAGACAUCUCAGGUCCCAGGGCCCCUCUGCCGGUUGUUUUCCAGUGCCUGCCCAAUGGCCACUCCUCUGGAAGGGCUUGGAGAAAAGGAGGGGGCCCUGCUGUGGGGGUGAGGGUACAGGCUGGAGCAGGAGCUGAGACUGAGCCACCCGUGGAGGUGGGGGCUCCUCAGAGCCUGUCCCACUACUCCUGCUCCAGCCUUGUCCCCACCCACCCAGUGCCUUGCUGAAGACCAUGGCCAUCCGCUUCUCUGAGGUCUGAACAUGCCCCCAUUUUUCCUCCCUGGGUUGAAGGGCAGGAGGCCAUCACAGCACAGAUGUGCCCUGAAGGCACAUGGGAGAGAGGGAGUGAGUGUGGAAGGCCUCAGGGAACUGGGCAGGCAGGGGCUCUUGGCCACAGCUGUGUGUGAAGUGUGGGGGCUGAGUGUGGUUUCACUGACCAGGAUGGUCAGGCUGAGCUGCAGCUGGAAACAGUGGGUAGGGGAAGGUGGGGUACUGGGUGUGGGUGCGUGUGUGUAUGCGCGUGUGUGUGUGUGUGCGCGUGUGUGUGUGUGUGUGUUUCUAGGUCUGGGGCUGAACAUUUUUGAGGUAAGAGACUUUCCCUACAGCAGUAACCUCCCCUAUCCUCAGCCUUACUUCCUCCCUCUCAGCCCUGGUUCCUAGUCUCUGAACACAAGAGGCCCCUACACCAUGAGAAAAUGGGGCUGUGAGGGGCCUCUUACCUCCACCUCUGUGUCCUCAUUCCCCACUUUUGCCUCACCCCAUUCCUCCUGAUCUCCUCCAUACCUCAGAGCUGCUGUAGAGGCCAGCUGCUCUCCUCUUCACCUGGGGGCCUGUGCUCCCCACCAGAACCUCUUCCUGUGCCAAGCGACUGGGCCUCAUGUGAGCAGACCCCUGUCAGAGCCCAGCUUCUGCCCCACAUCCUGUCCCAGCUUCUGCUGCAGCUUCAGCCAGGGCUUGGAGGAAUGUUUGAAGAAGAAAAUGAAAUUCAGGAGCCCAGGGGCCCCUAAUUCUAUGGACAAGGUCCUGCUGGACCUUUGGCACUGGAUGAGCCAAUAAACCACACUCUGGCACCUCA